Tetranychus urticae (two-spotted spider mite) is the source of this 3828-nucleotide messenger RNA. RefSeq lists its product as uncharacterized. NCBI's taxonomy places the organism in Eukaryota, Metazoa, Arthropoda, Arachnida, Trombidiformes, Tetranychidae. The record is from RefSeq and is a predicted model, not a curated record.
AUGGAUACCCUUGCUUAUGGUUGGCUGUCAAACUGUGCUAUUGCUCCGGCCAUUGGUGCACUUUCCGUUUGGAUACUGUUUAUGUUUAACAUUUAUCGAUCAGAAUGGAGAAAUGUUGAUAUCUUUUUGGUUUUGAUAACAUUACAACAGCUUCUCUCUUGUUCAUCAAUUUUUGCAUAUUCACUUGUUAAUAUCAUUCGUUCCCGAGUGGAAACAUCAUGUAAUUUAACAGUUUGGUCAUUGACCACACUUCGUAUUUUUCAAUUGUCAACCAUUGGUUCACUUGCCAUGGACCGUGCUUUAACCUUAAAAUGGCCUUAUAAAUAUCGUUUCAGUGUUCGCUCAAACCAAAUCUGUUAUCAUGUUGUUGUACUUGCUCUCAUGUCAGGUUUAGUUGGAGUUGCUGGUGUUUUUGCACGAGUCUCAUCAACUCAACAAUUUAAUGAUGGCCGAUCAUUUCCAUCAUCAUCAUCAUCAUCCUCAUCGUUAUCAUCUUCAUCUGUAACAUUAUCUUCAUCAUUACCAUCGUCAUCGUUAUCCUCAGCACCUUCAUCACCAUCUUCAACUGUAUCCAUAUUAACCACAACCUCACCGUUGUCAGAUCAGAUGCUGUCAACAAUGCCAUCCAAUCAUACUCAAUCUUCAGCUGGAACCUUGAUCAUCCCAAUGAGCUCUCUAAACAACCAUGUAUGCAGUUUAAAUCCACUUUCAUGGGACAUUCGGUUUAACCUUUUCUUCACUUGUCUCUGUGGUCUGUUAACCCUUUUAACCUUAUCAUCCUUUGUUUAUAUCGAGUGCAACCGUGAUACCAAUGAUUCAACAAGGUCCACACCAAAGUCUAAAAUGUUGCCAAAUUCACGAAUAUCCUCUUUUGGUGAUCUUGCCAUUGAAAAUCUUGGUUCCAAUGAUAAUAUAACCAAUAGUAAAUAUCACUCGCCAAGUUCAAUGGGAAGUGGUGGUGGCAGUGGUGGUAAUGAGGGUGUUGGCGUCGGUGUAGGUGUUGUCAGUGUAAAUGGUGGUGCAACUGGAACCGGAAGCCAUAACAGUUUACAACGAUUCUACAGCAUAAGCAAAGAAGAAUCAGUCAACAGUAAUAAUAAUUUCCAUCCUUCUCAUCAUCAUCCAAACCAUCAUGGGAAUGCCAAUAUUCUCAAUCAUAUACGAUCAUCAGAUAUGAGAUGGGCCGUUGUUGUUGCCAUUACAAGUUUAAGUUAUGCCGUUAACCAAGGUCCAUCACUGAUUUUCAUGUUUGUUGGAAUGAUUGUGCCACAUUUUUGGACUCCACUUCAUGACAAUGUGAUUACCUGGUUUGCUUUGAUUGAAGGAUUUCUCCUUCCAAUAUCACUUUAUUUGACUGAUGACAAUUUUCGUGAUGCCGUUAAACUAUCCUUUCGUCGUCAUCGAUCUGGUUCCUGUCAUGCUAACCAAGAAAAAUACAAACCAUCCUCAGGAAUGAUCAAUAAACCAGGAUUUACUUUCCAUUAUAACGAUUUUGUUCUCAUAGAUAAACCUUAUUUGGGUUUAAUGAAAUCAUCUGAAGCCAAACGGAGUCCAUCAACGUUAAAUUUAGUCUCAUCAUCCAGAAGUCCUUAUCCUGGUCGUCAUUCAACUGAAAUCCUAUCCAAUCAAGGGAAACUUCAAUCAAACAAUAGAGUCAAUGGAUCGUCCAAUAUUAAACCAUCUGGAUUGUUUGGUCUAGGUAAUCACUCGAAAGGUCAACUGGCUCGUAAAAGUUCCCAUUUGAGUUACAUUAUGUCUGCAGAGUUUUGUAAGAAGCAACAACAAUCUGGAUUCUCAUAUGAUUCACCUUCGGGUAAAAGAUUUGGCCCGUUUUUCACCAAUCACAAUUCAACUUUAAACUCUAAUUUAACUCGAUCAGAUGAUUCAAUGAGAAAGGAAAAGCUGGGCUCAUCAAUUGCUCGUCUAUCUCCAAUGGCUUGGUCGGUUAAUGGAGAUAAUUGGCAUUUUUCAUUAGUUGACCGUAAACUUGCUUCAGCAAUGGAAUUGAAUGAUUCCAAUGAAGUUGCCCACAAUGUUAAUGAUGAUGAUGGCAAAGGAAGAUUGAUUGAUAAAUUGUCUAGGAAAAGGAAAGGAGAAAGUAAAGAUUACAGUAAAAGCAAGGAUAGAUUUGGUGAUGAUGUUGAUGAUGACGGUGAACAUAUUUAUGCUACUUUGAAGGUUAGAUCAAUUGGUGACUCUAAUAGUGAUUAUGGAUGUAAAGAGGUUACCAAACCAGCUGUUAAUUCAAUGGUCACUGAUAAUUCUGGGUUUGACGAUGCUUCUAUCAGUCGAUUAUCUUUUACAACAAAUGCCAAUGAUGACUUUGAAUUUCAUGAUACAAGAGAGUCUGGGUCCACAAUUUACUCUAAACCAACCAAUUUUGGUAAGAUGGAAGAGGAAAGUGGUGAUUCAACAUCUUCUGGUGAAGAUGUUUCAAUAAUAACAAGCGACUCAUGUUCAUCCAGUGAUUCUGAUAGUGAUAAUCACUUCAACCAUCAACACCUUCAAUCACAAAUUCACCUUAAAGGUGGUAUCAACAAUUUUUUCUCGCAAAUUCCAAUAGCUGCACAUCAAAAUCGUCGUCACUACUCUUCUCAAAUGUUACCCGGACCAAAUUACCAUGUAAAUCAUCUUCAAAUGGACAAGGGAAACUUUUAUGCUAACAAAACUGCCAAUAUAACUGCGGCCAAUCCGAUGUUGGGCUACAAUCGUAACAAAUCUCGAUCAAUAUCGCAAAUAACAAAUCCAAAUGGAGGUAAUCUGAAUGAUUAUGCCAGUAAUAAUAAAGGAGGUGAGGAAAAGCGUCGAGGUUGGCAAUUUUUCUCGGCUAGUGAUUUACAUUCACUGGAAAAUAAAGGCAACGAAAAUGGUCAAUUGAAACAAGACGCUUAUUUCAUAAACCCUUUGAAUAGCAAUAAAAUGAAAAGUCAAUUUGAUGGACACGCUGUUGAUGGAGCGAUUGGUUCUCGUAGGACAAUGAGUGAAACCAAUCUAACACCGGCAAAAUCUAUCAGCCAAUUGAUUCAACAACAACAACAGCAACAGCAACAACAAUUAAUUUAUGGAUCAAGAGACGCUGGCUUGUAUCAGCUCACUAGAUCAACACAUAAUCGCAUUCACCUUCCCUUUGACCCUAAUUAUCCUCACCAUCUAAAUCAACAGCAUGAUACUAAUACAAGUAUUAGUACAAACUCUAGUGUCAACAGCUCGGGAAUUGGUGAUCAUAAUAAACGAUUCGCUAAUUUAAUCAUGACAGGAGCAAAUGGCGAUAGAAGAUUGGAAAGAAUAAGCAGCUUUUCCAAGAAUCGUCCUCGAAUUCGUGCUCAAAAGUACCAAUUAUACAGACGAGCAGCUAAAAGACAGGAUUCAAUCAAGGAAUUAUCUGUCGACUAUAGACGCAAUUGUGUUGGUUCACGUUUAAGUUUAACUCAACAGGACUUGAUGAGUGGUCCAUCUGAGCAAUUAGGAGCUUUUGUUAGUGUCAAAUCAAUGCCUGAUUUAACGAUAAACAGUUAUUUGCCAAUCUACAAUCAAUUAUCUUCAAGCAAGAAGUAAUAAUAAAUAGUGAAUAUCGAAUUAGACAGAUUGUUUUAUUAAUCAUGAAACUUUGUACGAAAUUGAUCACUCAUCUGUCAAUAGUUGAUCAUGCAUUGCAACAAACUACUUGAAAGCUUUCAUCACAAAGGUUAAGCUGUUUGAAUCGUGAAAUUAAAUUGAUCAAAAUCAUACUGAUUACCUUAUGAAUAUGUAUAAUUUGUAAAAAUUUAUAAGAAAAUUGAACAUUGUGAAAGAUAGAGAAAAAAAUUAAAAAUGUAAUUUUUUAUUUUA